AUGGACUAUCCGCCCUCGGCCCUAUAUCGCUACACAGGGACAACCCGCCCUCGGCCCUAUAUCGCUACACAGGGACAACCCGCCCUCGGCCCUAUAUCGCUACACAGAGACAACCCGCCCUCGGCCCUGCCUCGCUACACAGGGACUACCCGCCCUCGGUCCUACCUCGCUACACAGGGACAACCCGCCCUCGGUCCUACCUCGCUACACAGGGACAACCCGCCCUCGGUCCUACCUCACUGCACAGGGACUACCCACCCUCGGUCCUACACGGACUACCCGCCCUCGGCCCUAUAUCGCUACACAGGGACAACCCGCCCUCGGCCCUACCUCACUACACAGGGACUACCCACCCUCGGUCCUACCUCGCUACACACGGACUACCCGCCCUCGGCCCUACCUCGCUACACAGGUACUACCCGCCCUCGGUCCUACCUCGCUACACAGGGACUACCCGCCCUCGGCCCUUCCUCGCUACACAGGGACUACCCUCCCUCGGUCCUACCUCGCUACACACGGACUACCCGCCCUCGGCCCUACCUCGCUACACAGGGACAACCCGCCCUCGGUCUUACCUCGCUACACAGGGACUAUCCACCCUCGGUCCUACCUCGCUACACAAGGACUAUCCACCCUCGGUCCUACCUCGCUACACAGGGACUACCCGCCCUCGGUCCUACCUCGCUACACAGGGACUACCCGCCCUCGGUCCUACCUCGCUACACAGGGACUACCCGCCCUCGGUCCUACCUCGCUACACAGGGACAAUCCACCCUUGGUCCUACCUCGCUACACAGGGACUACCCGCCCUCGGUCCUACCUCGCUACACAGGGACUAUCCACCCUCGGCCCUACCUCGCUACACAGGUACUACCCGCCCUCGGCCCUACCUCGCUACACAGGGACUACCCGCCCUCGGCCCUAUCUCGCUACACAGGGACUACCCGCCCUCGGUCCUACCUCGCUACACAGGGACAACCCACCCUCGGUCCUACCUCGCUACACAGGGACUACCCGCCCUUGGUCCUACCUCGCUACACAGGGACUACCCGCCCUUGGUCCUACCUCGCUACACAGGGACUAUCCACCCUCGGUCCUACCUCGCUACACAGUGACUAUCCACCCUCGGCCCUACCUCGCUACACAGGGACUACCCACCCUCGGUCCUACCUCGCUACACAGGAACUACCCGCCCUCGGCCCUACCUCGCUACACAGGGACUACCCGCCCUCGGUCCUACCUCGCUACACACGGACUCCCGGCCCUCGGUCCUACCUCGCUACACAGGGACUACCCGCCCUCGGCCCUACCUCGCUACACAGGGACUAUCCACCCUCGGUCCUACCUCGCUACACAUGGACUACCCGCCCUCGGCCCUACCUUGCUACACAGGGACUACCCGCCCUCGGUCCUACCUCGCUACACAUGGACUAUCCACCCUCGGCCCUAUAUCGCUACACAGGGACUACCCGCCCUCGGUCCUACCUCGCUACACAGGUACUAUCCGCCCUCGACCCUAUCUCGCUACACAGGGACUACCCGCCCUCGGUCCUACCUCGAUACACACGGACUACCCGGCCUCGGCCCUACCUUGCUACACAGGGACUACACAGGGACUACCCGCCCUCGGUCCUACCUCGCUACACAGGGACUACCCGCCCUCGGCCCUACCUCGCUACACAUGGACUACCCGCCCUCGGUCCUACCUCGCUACACAUGGACUACCCGCCCUCGGCCCUACCUUGCUACACAUGGACUACCCGCCCUCGGCCCUACCUCGCUACACAUGGACUACCCGCCCUCGGUCCUACCUUGCUACACAUGGACUACCCGCCCUCGGCCCUACCUUGCUACACAUGGACUACCCGCCCUCGGCCCUACCUCGCUACACACGGACUACCCGCCCUCGGCCCUACCUCGCUACAGAGUGACUAUCCACCCUCGGCCCUACCUCGCUACAGAGUGACUAUCCACCCUCGGCCCUACCUCGCAACACAGGGAGUACCCGACAGCGGCCCUACCUCGCUACACAGGGACUAUCCACCCUCGGUCCUACCUCGCUACACAGGGACUACCCACCCUCGGCCCUGCCUCGCUACACAGGGACUACCCGCCCUCGGCCCUACCUUGCUACACAUGGACUACCCGCCCUCGGCCCUACCUCGCUACACAUGGACUACCCGCCCUCGGUCCUACCUUGCUACACAUGGACUACCCGCCCUCGGCCCUACCUUGCUACACAUGGACUACCCGCCCUCGGCCCUACCUCGCUACACACGGACUACCCGCCCUCGGCCCUACCUCGCUACAGAGUGA
Pecten maximus is the source of this 2316-nucleotide messenger RNA. Its product is annotated as soluble scavenger receptor cysteine-rich domain-containing protein SSC5D-like. The transcript has a single exon. The record is from RefSeq and is a predicted model, not a curated record. Lineage: Eukaryota; Metazoa; Mollusca; Bivalvia; Pectinida; Pectinidae. The coding region runs from base 1 to 2316 and encodes 771 amino acids.